UGUAUUUCCUGGUGCGAUGGGGUUGCUCUGUCUCUGGAAGUUUUAAAACCUUAAUAGCUUUUUGGAGUCGAAGUUCCUGGCAUUCCUUGGGUGCCGAGGAUUCGAUUAGGGAUGGCGGAUUUCCAAACGUCCACCCACAGGGCGAAGUGGAUUCUCACUCCAAGAGAUCUGUUUGAAAAGCGAGAGGCUGCGAAUUGGAGAGCAAGAAAGAUGCUUGAACAAUAUGGGUCAACAAGAUUAGAGGUAGAUGUUGAUGGCUCUAUUUCAUAUCCCGAACCCUUGCAGGGUCCAAAAGAUAGCGCUGCAAAGCCUCUUAACUGUGAAGAAGAGCAGCUUAUGCGGGUUUUCUAUGAACAAAAGAUUCAAGAAGUCUGUGGAGCAUUCAAAUUUCCCCAUAAAAUUCAAGGAACAGCCAUCAUAUACUUCAAGAGGUUUUAUUUGCAAUGGUCUGUUAUGGAACAUCACCCAAAACACAUAAUGCUAACUUGUAUAUACGCUUCAUGCAAGGUUGAAGAAAAUCAUGUAUCUGCAGAGGAACUUGGUAAGGGAAUUGCUCAGCAGGACCAUCAAGUGAUUCUCAAUAAUGAAAUGGUUGUUCUUCAGAGUCUCGGGUUUGAUCUUAUUGUUUAUGCUCCUUAUCGAUCAAUUGAAGGCUUCAUCGAGGACAUAGAGGAUUUUUCUCAAGCAAGGGAUCCUGUAAAAGAUAAGCUGAAGGAACUGCGAGAAGCUGCUAGUUUUGAGGUGGACAAAGCUAUGUUGACUGAUGCUCCUUUGCUCUUUCCUCCUGGGCAGUUAGCAUUGUCAGCCCUGCGCAAGUCAAACGAGGUACUCCAUGUUAUCGAUUUUGAAAGAUAUUUGGAAAGAACUCUCACACGACAACACAAUUUUCUCAGCACUUCUCAGCUCAUUGAGUCUCUGAAUGCAAUUGAUUUUUUGGUUGGCAAAGUUGCCAUUCCCACAGCAAAAGAUAUGAGGCAUAUAGAUAGAAAAUUACGAAGCUGUUUGGAUCCAAGCUUACCAGACGAUGGUAAAAAGCGGGACAAGAAAUCAAAGCACAAAUCAAAGAGAAGUUCAAGUGAGAUGCAAGGAAUGCCUUUUGAAGGAUGAGGCGGUCUCUUGGAAUCUCUUGCAAGAGAAUGUAUUGGAGGCACUAACUGCAACAUUUGUCGAUUGUGAACUGGAAUUUGGGCGUUUUAUUGCAGCUUAUGAUUAGAGUUUUUAAAGAUUUUUUAUACGUUUCUGUCAGAUUUACUGGGACUAGUUAAACUAAGGUUUUGUUUGGUUUAGAGUGAGAAAAGGAAAAGUAAUUUGGAAUGGAAAUGAGAUGACAAUGAAUUAAAUUAAAUAUGAUUUGUGCAGUUUGUUUGGUUCACAAAAUAGUUGGAUA
Phalaenopsis equestris is the source of this 1387-nucleotide messenger RNA. Its product is annotated as cyclin-H1-1. Gene Ontology annotation, cellular component: nucleus; transcription factor TFIIK complex. The record is from RefSeq and is a predicted model, not a curated record. Gene Ontology annotation, biological process: regulation of transcription by RNA polymerase II; regulation of cyclin-dependent protein serine/threonine kinase activity. Gene Ontology annotation, molecular function: cyclin-dependent protein serine/threonine kinase regulator activity. Lineage: Eukaryota; Viridiplantae; Streptophyta; Magnoliopsida; Asparagales; Orchidaceae.